GUUUUUUCUACAAAAGACACGUGAAUGUAAUUCCCAGAAAAGGGCACCAAGCUCUGCCCAAGAGCAGAAGUGAUAGGAUAAGGGAAGGGAAGGGAGAGGGAGAAGGGAUUACUAUUUCAGAAGACAUUCAUAGAAAGAGGGUAGCAAAUUCUGUGACCAUCUUUAAAGGAAGUUUCCUGGGACCUCGAGAGAAAGAAAGAAGCCCAAAGAAGGAAAAUAAAGGGCUAUGAUUUCCUUGUCCUGUUGCUUUGUCUCUGGCUCCCUCUGCCUCUGGAAGAGUAGCCACAGGACACAAAGAUGCCCAGCUGGUCACUGCACGCCCAAGUUCAGCUUAUUUGGUGCUUCUCUCCUGUUUAGCCCGACUGUUUUCUCAGAAGGGGAGGACUCACAGCCCGACAGCCUUUUAGUUUAACCUGAAGAGUGUGUGCUGCCUCUCUCUGCCCAUCCCAAGAGCUCGCUGGAGGUGGAGAAGAGGGGAGAAAGAGGAGGACUUGAAAGUGCCCGAGGAGCUCCCGAUGCUAAGAGCAGACAAACAUUCCCGUGGACGACGCAGAAAGGACAAAGCUGACUGAUUUAUUGCCAUUUUCCAUAUAAUUUUUCUCCCUAUUCUUUGGCGCACACCCGUGUUUAGAGAUCUUUGAAAACACAAAACAAAACACCAGCCUCCAAGCCCCAACCCCCUGGCUAGCUCUUAUGGGAAUGAAACACUCCUCCCGCUGCCUGCUCCUGAGGAGGAAAAUGGCGGAGAACGCUGCCGACAGCACCGAGGUUUGCCCUAUCCCAUCCCAGCCUCCUCAGCCUACUGUUGUUCCAAAGCCAGUUCAAUCUGUUAUACAUGUCCCAUUGCAACCAAGCUGCCCAGGCCGAGGCAAGAUGGCAAAGCUCAUCAAUCCAGAAGAGAUGACAUCCAGGGAUUAUUACUUUGAUUCCUAUGCUCACUUUGGAAUUCAUGAGGAAAUGUUAAAGGAUGAAGUGCGCACAUUAACAUAUAGAAACUCAAUGUAUCACAAUAAACAUGUUUUUAAAGAUAAGAUUGUCCUUGAUGUUGGAAGUGGCACGGGAAUCCUCUCCAUGUUUGCUGCAAAGGCAGGAGCCAGGAAGGUGUAUGGGAUCGAAUGCUCAAGUAUAUCUGACUACUCAGAAAAAAUUAUCAAGGCCAACCACUUGGACAAUAUAAUCACAAUAUUUAAAGGUAAAGUCGAAGAAGUUGAAUUACCUGUGGAUAAAGUAGACAUCAUCAUCAGCGAGUGGAUGGGUUACUGUCUGUUCUAUGAGUCAAUGUUAAACACAGUCAUCUUCGCACGAGACAAGUGGCUGAAACCUGGAGGGCUAAUGUUUCCAGACCGAGCUGCUUUGUACGUGGUAGCAAUUGAAGACAGACAGUACAAGGACUUCAAAAUUCACUGGUGGGAGAAUGUGUACGGCUUUGACAUGACCUGUAUUAGGGAUGUUGCCAUGAAGGAGCCUUUGGUGGACAUAGUAGAUCCAAAGCAAGUGGUGACCAAUGCCUGUUUAAUAAAGGAAGUAGAUAUUUAUACAGUGAAGACUGAAGAAUUGGCAUUUACUUCUGCAUUCUGCCUCCAAAUUCAGCGUAAUGAUUACAUUCAUGCCUUGGUCACCUAUUUUAAUAUUGAAUUUACAAAGUGCCACAAAAAGAUGGGAUUUUCUACAGCGUGACCUGGAUUUCACAGUAGACUUGGAUUUUAAAGGACAGCUAUGUGAAAUGUCAGUAUCUAACGACUACAAAAUGCGCUAGCAGGAGAUCUUUCAGAGAGAUGAAAAGGAGAAUUUUAUCAAGUCCUGAACUGCUGAACUUCAAGCUAGAAACAACUGUUCACAAGAUUACUAUAUUAAAUACUAGAAUGCUUACUCUGGUGAAAAGUGGUAACCUGAUCCUUCUUGCAGAUAGUACAGGGGGCUGGUAUCCCACGGUGAAUGUACAGUAUACAGAACUGUAGCUUUUGUCAGACAUAUAGGAAAAAUAAGCAACAGUCUUGAGUGUUCCAGUUAACUUUAGGAUGGCAGAAGAUGCAUAUACAAAUUGUACUACUUACUGUGAAUUUCUGGUUCUUCCAAGCUUUGCAUGUUGAAGAUGAUUAGGGCGGUUUUCUCACUAUGAAAGACCACUACAGCACAUUACUGUGAUAGUAUUACUGGACUUAUACUCAAUAUAAAUGAAUAUAUAUAUUGUAUAUGAGAAAAAAAAUGUCAUUUCAUAAUAGGAAUUUGUUCUGUGAUUAUUUAAUUCUCGUUAUGCAGUUAUGGUAAGAUAAUGAUGGCACUACUCCAGGCAGUGAUAUACUACGUUAACUGUCCAAAGUGUAUCUUUGGUAAAUAAUCCAUGCAAAGUGUAGAUAAGAGCUGGGCACUUACAGAAACUUCAACAACUAUCUUUUGAAUGUCCUCUGGAAAAUGUGGACUAUUCGUUUUAAAAUUCACCUUCAUACCUGGAUGUCUGUCAGAGCUUUAAAAAACAUUAGCUUUUUAUCCUUGAAAAUAUUCUGUGGUGAAUUUUUAUAGCUGGAUUUUGCAUGAGACCUUCUAAAAUCAGACACCUAGUAUUUAAAUGUGAUGAAUGCAAAGUCUCUGAAAUGGUGGAUAAUUCGUGUUUCUUGGCCUUGCCAUAUUUCAGUUCUUUACAAGGUUCUUAAUACAAAAUAAUUUUCAAAAAAAUAAGAAUUAGUGUUUCUUUUUGGUGAUGUUUUAGAUAGGUUUUAAAUUGCAAAUACUAUUCUCAAGAAUGCCGUGAUUUGCAGGAACAAGCUAAUGUCUUUAAAAAAUGUCUAUGGCUUCUGAUAUUAAUACAAGGUCUGUAGCUUCUCUUACUCUUCUUUCCUCUUACACCCUUUGUUUUUCUUACAGUAUCUCCUGCGUAUAGUUAAAAUAUUAACUGCUUAUAACUCUUCAAAUGUAUGUAUCAAGCCUUUUUACUGUAUGAACGUUGACCAUUUAUUCACAUGUAAUUUGUCAGAAACUCCAUCCUAUCUACCUACCUAUCUGUGGUCCUAUCUACCCAUUUUCCAGUCUGUUUGGCGUUAGGCACUAAAUCAUGUUCCAUCAUGUAUUGGAUGAGAUUGACUAGUUUUUUGCCUAAAAAUUUUUUUAAUUACCUGCAAAUAAAGUAUAGUUGAAGAUGUAUCUUGCGAGUAUUUGUCAACUUUUCACUUUUUAGAAAUGUAUUUCUUUUAUUUUUCCCUUCACAAAAACUGUACGGUGCCUCCAUUUUCUAACGGUCUAAAGAUUAUGGUCUAGGAAGUGUAUCAUAUGGUGUCUUUGUAGAAUGAAAUUAAACUGUAA
Molecule: messenger RNA, 3297 nt
Organism: Chroicocephalus ridibundus (black-headed gull)
Lineage: Eukaryota; Metazoa; Chordata; Aves; Charadriiformes; Laridae
Gene: PRMT8
Product: protein arginine methyltransferase 8
Exons: 9
Coding region: 694-1677 (327 amino acids)
Biological process (GO): peptidyl-arginine methylation
Cellular component (GO): plasma membrane
Molecular function (GO): protein-arginine N-methyltransferase activity
Source: RefSeq, a predicted model, not a curated record